This is a messenger RNA of Prunus armeniaca (apricot), 1254 nucleotides long. NCBI's taxonomy places the organism in Eukaryota, Viridiplantae, Streptophyta, Magnoliopsida, Rosales, Rosaceae. The record is from the annotation of a GenBank genome assembly.
AUGACAUCUGAUUGUCUUGGAAAACCAGGACGCCAUAACAGAAUUGUUCCAAAGCCUGAAUACUAUAAUGGCCAGAACGCUAUCGUGGCAGUCAAUGUCCACUUAGGAUUUAACCAAGAGGAUAGCAUAGUAAUGAACCGGGCAUCAUUGGAACGUGGUAUGUUCCGAUCUGAACACAUAAGAAGUUACAAGGCUGAGGUUGACAACAAGGAGUCUCUGGACAAAAGGCGGAAGCCUGAUGAUUGUGUCAAUUUUGGAAAGAUGCAAAGUAAAUUUGGACGUGUUGACAGCCUCGAUGAUGAUGGUUUUCCAUAUGUUGGUGCAAAUUUGCAGAGUGGUGAUAUUAUAAUUGGGAGGUGCAGUGAAUCAGGAGCUGAUCAUAGCAUCAAACUGAAGCACACUGAAAGGGGAAUGGUUCAGAAAGUUCUACUUUCUUCUAAUGAUGAUGGAAAGAAUUUUGCUGUUGUAUCUCUAAGACAGGUUCGUUCUCCAUGUCUUGGAGACAAGUUCUCAAGCAUGCAUGGACAAAAAGGUGUCCUGGGGUUUCUGGAGUCCCAAGAGAACUUCCCUUUCACAAUACAGGGGGUGGUUCCAGAUAUUGUAAUUAAUCCACAUGCAUUUCCUUCACGACAAACUCCUGGUCAACUCCUAGAGGCUGCUUUGGGGAAGGGAAUCGCCUGUGGUGGUUCAAAGAGAUAUGCAACGCCUUUCUCUACGCUCUCUGUUGAUGACAUCACAGACCAACUGCAUAGCGCUGGAUUUGCAAGAUGGGGAAAUGAGAGAGUUUACAAUGGUGCAACUGGUGCAAUGGUUCGUUCCCUGAUAUUUAUGGGCCCAACGUUUUACCAGCGCUUGAUUCACAUGUCUGAAGAUAAAGUUAAGUUUCGGAACACUGGGCCAGUCCAUCCUUUGACCCGACAGCCAGUGGCAGAUCGGAAGCGAUUUGGUGGGAUCAAGUUUGGUGAGAUGGAACGUGACUGCCUUAUAGCCCAUGGAGCUUCAGCAAAUUUACAUGAACGCCUCUUCACUCUUAGUGACUCCUCCCAAAUGCAUGUUUGCCAGAAAUGCAAAAAUGUGGCUUAUGUGAUCCUACGAACAGUCGCUGGUGGCCGUAAGAUCAGGGGUCCUCAUUGCCGGAUUUGCGACUCUGCUGAUGACCUUGUUCGGGUUAAUGUACCAUAUGGAGCGAAGCUAUUGUGCCAGGAGCUUUUCAGCAUGGGCAUAAGCUUAAAGUUCGAGACCCGGUUUUGUUGA